Messenger RNA from Sinocyclocheilus grahami, 1802 nucleotides. RefSeq names its product serine/threonine-protein kinase Sgk1-like. NCBI's taxonomy places the organism in Eukaryota, Metazoa, Chordata, Actinopteri, Cypriniformes, Cyprinidae. Gene Ontology annotation, molecular function: protein serine/threonine kinase activity; ATP binding. Bases 62 to 796 code for a protein of 244 amino acids. Gene Ontology annotation, biological process: protein phosphorylation. The transcript has 7 exons. The record is from RefSeq and is a predicted model, not a curated record.
GAUUUCCUUCUGACGUAAAUGCUUGUUUUUGUUUUUUUCAGCUUUUAUUAAAGAAAGGAAGAUGGGCUUAAACGACUUCAUCCAGAAGCUUGUUUCCAACCCUCCCAUCUGUCAACACGCCGAGGUUGGUUCGUUCUUAAAAAUCGAUGAGAACCAGAAUGAGGAGCUGGAGGAGAAUCACCUGUAUUUGGCCAAUCCCAGGAGCUCUUUGGCUGAGGAGACUCAGAUAAAACCUUCGGAUUUCGACUACUUAAAGAUCAUUGGGAAGGGGAGCUUUGGAAAGGUUCUGCUCGCAAAGCACAAGGAAAAUGAACAAUACUAUGCUGUGAAGGUGCUGCAGAAGAAAAUCAUUCUGAAAAAGAAAGAGCAAAAGCAUAUCAUGGCAGAAAGGAGUGUAUUAAUGAAAAAUAUCAAGCAUCCAUUCCUGGUGGGGCUGCACUACUCUUUCCAAACCACAGACAAACUGUAUUUUGUGCUAGACUACGUCAAUGGAGGCGAGCUGUUCUACCACCUCCAGCGUGAGCGGGUGUUUUUGGAGCCCAGGGCGAGGUUUUAUGCUGCUGAAAUCGCUAGUGCACUCGGUUACCUCCACUCACUGCACAUAGUUUACAGUUUAUUGAAUCUACAGACUGGUCCCACUGAUCUCCGGCACUUUGACCCAGAGUUCACCCACUUACCCGUGUCGACCUCUCUAUGCAACACCGAUAACCUGCACGUGACCAGCAGCGUACGGGAGGCUGCCGGAGCAUUCCCAGGCUUUUCUUACGGUCCCCCGGCUGACCAUGCCUUCCAGUAAUGGCUUCCAUGACCCUCCAGAACGUCCAUUCCAGCAUCGCUAGACGCAUCCAGAAGAAGGACCACAGUGUGGGACACUUAGCUCUUCCGAUUUAUUUGAAUGCACGACCUGGCAGCACAAGGGACACUCGUGCAUUACCAACACAAACUACAGUAACAACAACUUCCAGAAAAGAUGCAAUGUGUGCCAAUGGAUGCAGAGAGGACUUGAGCUCCUAGAGAGAGAGCUUAGAAGUGCCUGAGAAUUUAACUGAUGAUCUGUGGAAAAAAAAACAGGCAUUUGUACAACAAGCUAUUGCUUGCCAGAGACAAUGGCACCAGCUACUAGGCGAAACGCCUUUUGUGAUCUUUUACAUUUGAUCAAAAUGUCUUUGGAUGAUGUUUUAUUUAAUUGCAUUUUUCAUGCAUCAUUGCACAGUGGAGGUAAAGGAUCAAGAAAAGUACAAAAUACAUGGAUGGUCCGAAAAAGGGGUUAUUAUAUCAACCCCCACCAAUACAAGAGGAUACACAGGCUGUCCGACUCAAAUAUCAAUAAAUUUUUACUGAAUACAAAUGUUAAUUUAAUAACUGCAUUAUUUAUCAUACUGCAUUAUAUUAGUGUGGUUUAGCUUAACUCUUCAGUCCUACUUAAAACUUCCUAAGCUACGUUUAGGUUUAUAUUAGAAGGAAAAUGAGUUAAACAAGGCUUUUAGCUGUGAUUAUUUGUCUGAAUGACUAGAAGAUAUCCUGUGUUCCUCCUAAAAUCAAUAUUUUGUCUUACAAGUACUUUCUUACCUUUUUUUUUUCUCCAAUACCAGCACUUUUACACAAAAUGCCAGACACUGUGUUUCCUGUGAAGGCAAUUUUAGUAGUCGCACAUCACAUUCUGUUACAUUUAGUGAGAUGGAUGUAUGUUUUAUACAUCUGUUUAUCAUUGCUAUCUGAAGUGAUUGCUGUCCAUUGCAAACACAGCAUGUCGAUUAGAUUGUAUUGAAACCUUUGCAUCAUGUACAGAAGUUAUGUAGGAG